UACCAGCGAGAACGGCAAUUGGGGGGGGGGGGGGGGGGGGGGGGGGGGGGGGGGGGGGGGGGGGGGGGGGGGGGGGGGGGGGGGGGGGGGGGGGGGGGGGGGGGGGGGGGGGGGGGGGGGGGGGGGGGGGGGGGGGGGGGGGGAGGGGGGGGGGGGGGGGGGGGGGGGGGGGGGGGGGGGGGGGGGGGGGGGGGGGGGGGGGGGGGGGGGGGGGGGGGGGGGGGGGGGGGGGGGUGGGGGGGGGGGGGGGGGGGGGGGGGGGGGGGGGGGGGGGGGGGGGGGGGGGGGGGGGGGGGGGGGGGGGGGGGGGGGGGGGGGGGGGGGGGGGGGGGGGGGGGGGGGGGGGGGGGGGGGGGGGGGGGGGGGGGGGGGGGGGGGGGGGGGGGGGGGGGGGGGGGGGGGGGGGGGGGGGGGGGGGGGGGGGGGGGGGGGGGGGGGGGGGGGGGGGGGGGGGGGGGGGGGGGGGGGGGGGGGGGGGGGGGGGGGGGGGGGGGGGGGGGGGGGGGGGGGGGGGGGGGGGGGGGGGGGGGGGGGGGGGGGGGGGGGGGGGGGGGGGGGGGGGGGGGGGGGGGGGGGGGGGGGGGGGGGGGGGGGGGGGGGGGGGGGGGGGGGGGGGGGGGGGGGGGGGGGGGGGGGGGGGGGGGGGGGGGGGGGGGGGGGGGGGGGGGGGGGGGGGGGGGGGGGGGGGGGGGGGGGGGGGGGGGGGGGGGGGGGGGGGGGGGGGGGGGGGGGGGGGGGGGGGGGGGGGGGGGGGGGGGGGGGGGGGGGGGGGGGGGGGGGGGGGGGGGGGGGGGGGGGGGGGGGGGGGGGGGGGGGGGGGGGGGGGGGGGGGGGGGGGGGGGGGGGGGGGGGGGGGGGGGGGGGGGGGGGGGGGGGGGGGGGGGGGGGGGGGGGGGGGGGGGGGGGGGGGGGGGGGGGGGGGGGGGGGGGGGGGGGGGGGGGGGGGGGGGGGGGGGGGGGGGGGGGGGGGGGGGGGGGGGGGGGGGGGGGGGGGGGGGGGGGGGGGGGGGGGGGGGGGGGGGGGGGGGGGGGGGGGGGGGGGGGGGGGGGGGGGGGGGGGGGGGGGGGGGGGGGGGGGGGGGGGGGGGGGGGGGGGGGGGGGGGGGGGGGGGGGGGGGGGGGGGGGGGGGGGGGGGGGGGGGGGGGGGGGGGGGGGGGGGGGGGGGGGGGGGGGGGGGGGGGGGGGGGGGGGGGGGGGGGGGGGGGGGGGGGGGGGGGGGGGGGGGGGGGGGGGGGGGGGGGGGGGGGGGGGGGGGGGGGGGGGGGGGGGGGGGGGGGGGGGGGGGGGGGGGGGGGGGGGGGGGGGGGGGGGGGGGGGGGGGGGGGGGGGGGGGGGGGGGGGGGGGGGGGGGGGGGGGGGGGGGGGGGGGGGGGGGGGGGGGGGGGGGGGGGGGGGGGGGGGGGGGGGGGGGGGGGGGGGGGGGGGGGGGGGGGGGGGGGGGGGGGGGGGGGGGGGGGGGGGGGGGGGGGGGGGGGGGGGGGGGGGGGGGGGGGGGGGGGGGGGGGGGGGGGGGGGGUGGGGGGGGGGGGGGGGGGGGGGGGGGGGGGGGGGGGGGGGGGGGGGGGGGGGGGGGGGGGGGGGGGGGGGGGGGGGGGGGGGGGGUGGGGGGGGGGGGGGGGGGGGGGGGGGGGGGGGGGGGGGGGGGGGGGGGGGGGGGGGGGGGGGGGGGGGGGGGGGGGGGGGGGGGGGGGGGGGGGGGGGGGGGGGGGGGGGGGGGGGGGGGGGGGGGGGGGGGGGGGGGGGGGGGGGGGGGGGGGGGGGGGGGGGGGGGGGGGGGGGGGGGGGGGGGGGGGGGGGGGGGGGGGGGGGGGGGGGGGGGGGGGGGGGGGGGGGGGGGGGGGGGGGGGGGGGGGGGGGGGGGGGGGGGGGGGGGGGGGGUGGGGGGGGGGGGGGGGGGGGGGAGGGGGGGGGGGGGGGGGGGGGGGGGGGGGGGGGGGGGGGGGGGGGGGGGGGGGGGGGGGGGGGGGGGGGGGGGGGGGGGGGGGGGGGGGGGGGGGGGGGGGGGGGGGGGGGGGGGGGGGGGGGGGGGGGGGGGGGGGGGGGGGGGGGGGGGGGGGGGGGGGGGGGGGGGGGGGGGGGGGGGGGGGGGGGGGGGGGGGGGGGGGGGGGGGGGGGGGGGGGGGGGGGGGGGGGGGGGGGGGGGGGGGGGGGGGGGGGGGGGGGGGGGGGGGGGGGGGGGGGGGGGGGGGGGGGGGGGGGGGGGGGGGGGGGGGGGGGGGGGGGGGGGGGGGGGGGGGGGGGGGGGGGGGGGGGGGGGGGGGGGGGGGGGGGGGGGGGGGGGGGGGGGGGGGGGGGGGGGGGGGGGGGGGGGGGGGGGGUAG
Dicrocoelium dendriticum is the source of this 2322-nucleotide messenger RNA. NCBI's taxonomy places the organism in Eukaryota, Metazoa, Platyhelminthes, Trematoda, Plagiorchiida, Dicrocoeliidae. The record is from the annotation of a GenBank genome assembly.